AUGGACGGAGAACCGUUCAUAGCAGACGUCAGGGUGAACGGCACAGACUUCGUGCCAUCUCUUGUCGACUAUGGCUGCCUCUGCUACGGCGCGGUUAGCAAGCGCACAUUUCACUCUCUCCAGUUGCCACAUAUACGCGUUCAGCCGCGUAUCUUGGAGAACGCAGCCGGAGACGGCAAGGAGGUCAAAAUCGACAAGAUCACGUAUGUGUCGAUCGACCUCGAUGGACAUCAGCAGCAUCGUGUCUUCAUGUACGUCAUCGACGAUCUGAACUGGGAUAUGAUCCUGGGUAAACGAUGGAUGGAAGACCAGGAUGUUCACAUCCAUGCGAAGGAAGGAUAUCUCGAGAUCGGGUCCAAUGGAGUUCAACUGCCACCACAGUACCACAAGUGGUCUCGAGCUUUCUCUCAGCAACUGGCCGACCAGCUGCCCCCUCAUCGGCCAGCCCUACCCUGGGGACCGCUUUACAGCAUGUCCCGCGAGGAGCUAUUGGUACUACGGAAGACUCUCACAGAACUACUCGACAAGGGAUUUAUUAGAGUCAGCAGCUCGCCAGCCGCGGCACCAGUCCUUAUGAGGGACCGCUAUCCCUUGCCCUUACUGAGCGAGACCUUGCGAACGAUAGCCAAGGCAAGGUGGUUCACCAAGACAACUUUCAGAACGCGCUAUGGAUCCUUCGAAUGGCUGGUAGUUCCAUUCGGCCUGACAGGCGCACCAGCAGCCUUUCAGCGGUACAUUAACAGCGCGCUCCAGGAUUACCUAGACGAUUUUGUGUCAGCAUAUAUCGACGAUGUCCUGAUCUUCUCCUCUGGAAGCCUGCAAGACCACCGCGACAAGGUCGGCAAGGUCCUCCAACGACUGAUGGACGCCGGGCUGCAACUGGAUAUCAACAAGACGGAGCCGCUAACGCGGCUAACGAAGAAGGACGUGCCAUUCCGUUGGGAUGAAUUGUGCGAAGAAGCCUUCGAGAAGCUCAAGGACCUGUUGAUCACGGCCCCGAUCCUUGCACACUUCCAUCCAGAAAGGAGACUAUCGUGGAAGCAGACGCUUCAGGAUUCGCGUCGGGAGGCAAACAUUCGGCAGCCGAAGCGAACUACGCUAUCCAUGACAAGGAGCUACUCGCCAUUCUCAGAUGUUUGGAGCAGUGGGAACCAGAGCUACGGGCAGUAG
Messenger RNA from Hirsutella rhossiliensis, 1170 nucleotides. RefSeq names its product reverse transcriptase (RNA-dependent DNA polymerase) domain-containing protein. The record is from RefSeq and is a predicted model, not a curated record. Bases 1 to 1170 code for a protein of 389 amino acids. NCBI's taxonomy places the organism in Eukaryota, Fungi, Ascomycota, Sordariomycetes, Hypocreales, Ophiocordycipitaceae. The transcript is spliced from 7 exons.